AUGCACAGUUCUCUCAUAAUACUGCGCCAUGCGUAUUUCUCAGCACUUCAUCCGGCACGUCGUGUAGUUCCGGGGUCGCUGCUUCCCGUAAGAACACAAUUUUACACUCGACGCUUCACGAGUACGGCGGGGCCAACAUGUGGUGACGGUGGUGAAACAUACAAAAGUGAGCCCACAAAAGUCGGUGCGAGUGUUGAAGGCACAAAUUCGGGUAACGGAGUAACGGACUCCCCUUCCCUUUUCUCAUCAUCCGCACCAACUGUUCGGCGACGGGCGUUGCCUCCUUCCGACUUUCCUGAAAAUGCUUUACUGAAAUGCAUUGAAAAGGAAAUUGAAGACGAGGCGCUGCGACUUGACAAGGAAGAGUGCCCUCCGCCCCCGCCGACUGGUUGGGAAAUGUACCAUGCGCCGGGAACGAGUGUUUUUUAUGGCCGCCGCUGGUGGCUUCCCGCAACCGCGUCAGCAGAAACUCGGGCAACACCUGAGCGCCACACGAUUCGCGUGCAGCUCACGAAACGGGACCCCUCAUUGGAUCCGGAGUGCGACGUGCGAGGAGAACAUUUUCCUUUUUCAUUUUUUGUGCAGCGUGCCCCAUCUAAAGGUGAAGCAGUGAGGCGUGAUGGAACUUUCCGCAUGGGAGACAGCGCGGCUGCCGGUGAUGUGAAGGGCAGAACUGAAGGAAAGGAGGAGGAGGAAGAGGAGGAGGAACUUGGCCUCUACGACCAAAGCAUUGAGGUGCGGGCGGAUUUUGUGGACGGAGAGCUGCUGGUUGACAAUGUCGUUUUUCAUGGCACCUUCAAGACCGGGUCCUCGUGUAGUAAAAGGAGUGGUAACACUUCACCAGAGGCGGCGGCGGCAACUGCUGCUGGGCAACAUGACAACACAACUGGAGGACGAGGGAAGGUUGAAGAGGUGCGUUACAAUAAUAUAUUCAACGGUUACCCGGGUCCUAAUUUGGACGAGGCGGAGGAGGAGGUGCUUGAUGGGUUACAGGCGUGGUUGGCAGAGCGCUGCGUGGAUGAUCAGUUUGGGGAAUUUGUUGGGCAGUACUCCGUUUGGGUGGAACAGCAGGAGUAUGAAAUGUGGCUAAAGCGAUUACGGGACUUCGUGGCUGCGUGA
This is a messenger RNA of Trypanosoma brucei brucei TREU927, 1119 nucleotides long. RefSeq lists its product as hypothetical. Gene Ontology annotation, cellular component: mitochondrial matrix. The record is from RefSeq and is a predicted model, not a curated record. The transcript has a single exon. NCBI's taxonomy places the organism in Eukaryota, Euglenozoa, Kinetoplastea, Trypanosomatida, Trypanosomatidae. Bases 1 to 1119 code for a protein of 372 amino acids.